Eleginops maclovinus (Patagonian blennie) is the source of this 1244-nucleotide messenger RNA. It is a transcript of the gene fra10ac1, whose product is annotated as FRA10A associated CGG repeat 1. The transcript is spliced from 14 exons. The coding region runs from base 84 to 1082 and encodes 332 amino acids. The record is from RefSeq and is a predicted model, not a curated record. NCBI's taxonomy places the organism in Eukaryota, Metazoa, Chordata, Actinopteri, Perciformes, Eleginopidae.
CUGUUCUACGUCAUCAUAUAGCGACAAACGUUUUUUUUGUAAACAUUAGCAAACGAUUCGUGUAGACUGAAGUAAGGAAACCCAUGGAAAGUCUUGUGAGGGUGCAUGGAGGGGGCGGCUAUGACUCCGACUUCAGUGAUGAUGAUGGGCAGGGGGAGUCCUCGGAAAGAGGCAUUAAAAGGAAACGAGAGGAUGAAAUCUUACAGAAGCCAUUCCAGAAAGGGCGGCACUCCCAGAAGGCUCACCGGAGUUUACACUCGAAUGAAGUGGACAGAGAGGAAGCCAGAAACAGAAGAGCCCACCUGAUAUCAUUGAAUGCUUUUGAGCGGCAUAAGAAGUUUGUUGGUGACUACAUACUUUAUUAUGGAGGACAGAUGGCCGACUUCCAUCGCACAGCAGCUAAAGACAAAACAGAUUACGAUGUCCUGCGGGAGAAUCAUCGUUUCCUCUGGAAGGAUGAGGACGAGGAAGACAUGACAUGGGAAAAAGAACUUGCCAAGAAGUAUUACGACAAGCUGUUUAAAGAAUACUGCAUAGCUGACCUAAGCAGAUACAAGGAAAACAAGUUUGGAUUUCGUUGGCGGACUGAGAAUGAAGUAGUUUCCGGCAAUGGUCAGUUCCAGUGUGGGAACAAACGCUGUGAGAAAGAGGAAGGCCUUAAAAGCUGGGAGGUGAAUUUUGCCUAUGUGGAACACGGCGAGAAGAAAAAUGCGUUGGUCAAACUGAGGCUAUGUCCUGAAUGCUCUUUCAAACUCAACUACCACCACAAAAGGAAAGAGGUGAAAGCGAAGCCCAAAAGGGUAUUGGAGGAAAACACGGAGCAACCACAGAAAAAGAAGCAGAAGAAGAAGAAAAGGAGAUCGUCUUCACACUCCAAGAAGCAGAAACACAAGAGACACAGAGACUGUUCAGCUUCCUCCAGCAGCUCAGAGGAGACGCAGUACUCGGACAAAGACUCUGAAGCGGGGGAUGUGCCAGAGGGCCAAUCCGAAGCCGACCACUGGAGAGGACCCGCUCCUGCGGUGGAGGAAAAGUCAAGGGAGGAGGAAUUUGAUGAGUACUUUGAAGACAUGUUCCUUUGACUCUUCUGGAUGCAGCGGGGGACCCUGCCGUGACUACACGUCCUUCAGUGCGCCACUGUUAUUAAGCAUGUUCUGUUUGGAGCCUUGUGUACAUGAGUAGAUUUAUUUGAUUAUAUGUUUCAGUACCGUUGCAGCAAUAAACAUGAUGUUUACCCUCAACAA